GCCGUAGGUACAGGCGUUAGCGGGAUAGAAAGAGAACGCUGCAUAGUUACUCGUGCCAUUCUUGUUUAAUGACGCAUGCGCGCAGCCCAUCCAUGUUUACUUACAAGCAUGGUAGUGAAUAUGCCGGAAUUAACCGCUUUCGAUUUUACAAAUGUUUUUGUGUACAGUUUUUUUAAAAAAUGACUGUAAAGUGUAUCGUGUGCAAAAAAGAAUCAAACCGAUUUUCUGAUCGCAGUUUUCAUAAAUUUCCCACAAAUGAUACUUUGCGACAGACUUGGAUAGAGGCCCUGAAUUUAACCACUAUAGUGAAUUUUAAAACAACAUAUAUAUGCAGUGACCAUUUUGAAGAAAAAUGCUUCUACGAUAAAGAUGAAUUUCGAACAAGAAACCGACUAUUUACAUCAGCGGUUCCAGAAAUAAUUAUAGAACAUGCAUCGACUUCAUCUACAAAUGAAAUAAACAAUCGUGCAAUACAAAAACAAGACUGUGAUAAUAGUACUAUGAAAGAAUGUGAUGAAAAUGAAACUCCAAGUACGCCAGUUUCCUCUGGAGAUUUUACUUCUCCAAACCCCACCGCACAAAAUGUAUCACUUUCUACUAAUGAAGAUGUUACUUCUCAAAGCUCAACGGAAACAUUUGCCGAAGAUGUCACAUCACAAAAUGGCAGUAGCAAUUUGGACAUCCAAGCGCAAUCACUCAACACAAGAAAUGUUUCGAACAGUCGAAAACGGAAGCAAUCGCUUGCAGCUACCAUUGAAACCAACACAAGUAAACGAAUUCGUUUUAUGGUUGGAUUCCAAACUAAGUACAUGUUGAGAAAUGAUUUUAUUUCGGAUGAAGCAUGGAAUAAGUUCCUUCGAUAUCGAUUAUGUCAAUAAUCAAAAAUGGCAGCUGCACAUAAUAGAAGUUCUAGGAAAAGAAAAAAAAUACAAAAUCUGCAGAUUCUGAUAAAAGAUCUAGAGAAA
This is a messenger RNA of Mycetomoellerius zeteki, 965 nucleotides long. RefSeq lists its product as uncharacterized. The record is from RefSeq and is a predicted model, not a curated record. The coding region runs from base 180 to 878 and encodes 232 amino acids. The transcript has 3 exons. NCBI's taxonomy places the organism in Eukaryota, Metazoa, Arthropoda, Insecta, Hymenoptera, Formicidae. Gene Ontology annotation, molecular function: sequence-specific DNA binding.